Molecule: messenger RNA, 3201 nt
Organism: Venturia canescens
Lineage: Eukaryota; Metazoa; Arthropoda; Insecta; Hymenoptera; Ichneumonidae
Product: V-type proton ATPase catalytic subunit A
Exons: 10
Coding region: 151-1998 (615 amino acids)
Biological process (GO): ATP metabolic process; proton transmembrane transport
Cellular component (GO): lysosomal membrane; proton-transporting V-type ATPase, V1 domain
Molecular function (GO): proton-transporting ATPase activity, rotational mechanism; ATP hydrolysis activity; ATP binding
Source: RefSeq, a predicted model, not a curated record
UCGUUGGGUGGGUUCGUUUCAGUACGUCGGACGUCUCCGUAAGUUUUUAUUAUUUCUGAGUACAGUUUAUCGUUCUGUUCUGCGAAAUAAUAGUAUUUCGAUCGUGAUAUUAAUAACUUUUCGUUCGAUUGAUCGAUAUAAUCAUUCAAGAUGAGCCACGGCUUGCCAAAGUUGAGCAAUGUUAGUAAGGAGUCUCAGUUCGGAUAUGUCUAUGCGGUCUCCGGUCCCGUCGUCACAGCCGAAAAAAUGUCCGGAUCCGCUAUGUACGAGCUUGUGCGAGUCGGAUAUUACGAACUAGUCGGAGAAAUUAUUCGUUUGGAAGGUGACAUGGCGACUAUUCAGGUUUACGAAGAAACGAGUGGCGUGACGGUCGGCGAUCCAGUUUUGCGUACAGGCAAGCCCUUGUCAGUGGAAUUGGGUCCAGGAAUAUUGGGCAGUAUUUUUGACGGUAUUCAGCGUCCGUUGAAAGACAUCAACGAAUUGACGAGCUCGAUUUACAUCCCGAAGGGGGUCAAUGUGCCUGCGCUAUCUCGAACGAUCAGCUGGGAAUUCAAUCCUCUGAAUAUUAAAAAUGGAAGUCACAUUACCGGGGGCGAUCUCUACGGUAUAGUGCACGAGAACACCUUGGUCAAACACAAAAUGAUGCUGCCCUCGAAGAGCAAAGGAACCGUGACUUACGUCGCUCCUGCUGGAAACUACACGGUCGACGACGUCGUUCUCGAGACCGAAUUCGAUGGAGAGAAGAGCAAGUACACCAUGUUGCAGGUGUGGCCGGUACGUCAGCCGAGACCAGUGACAGAAAAACUGCCAGCGAAUCACCCCCUGCUGACUGGUCAACGUGUAUUGGACUCGUUAUUCCCGUGCGUCCAGGGUGGCACCACGGCGAUUCCCGGAGCUUUCGGUUGCGGUAAAACCGUGAUUUCUCAAGCUCUGUCCAAAUACUCGAACUCCGAGGUCAUUAUUUACGUCGGUUGCGGAGAACGUGGUAACGAAAUGUCUGAAGUACUUCGUGAUUUCCCUGAGCUCUCCGUCGAGAUCGACGGCGUUACGGAAUCGAUCAUGAAACGUACUGCUCUCGUCGCCAACACUUCGAACAUGCCUGUCGCCGCUCGUGAAGCCUCCAUUUAUACCGGAAUCACUUUGUCCGAAUAUUUCCGUGACAUGGGUUACAACGUCGCGAUGAUGGCCGAUUCGACCUCUCGUUGGGCGGAAGCUCUUCGUGAGAUUUCAGGACGUUUGGCAGAGAUGCCCGCGGAUUCCGGGUACCCGGCGUACCUCGGAGCGAGAUUGGCCAGUUUUUACGAGCGCGCUGGUCGCGUCAAGUGUCUUGGAAAUCCGGACCGCGAGGGCUCCGUCAGCAUCGUCGGGGCUGUCUCACCUCCCGGUGGUGACUUCUCCGAUCCCGUUACGAGCGCGACCCUCGGUAUCGUCCAAGUAUUCUGGGGGCUGGACAAAAAGCUCGCCCAACGAAAACACUUUCCUUCCAUCAACUGGCUCAUCUCCUACAGCAAAUAUUUACGCGCCCUCGACGAUUUCUACGACAAAAACUUCCAGGAAUUCGUACCUCUUCGUACCAAAGUCAAAGAAAUCCUCCAGGAGGAGGAAGAUCUUUCGGAAAUCGUACAAUUGGUCGGCAAAGCCUCCCUCGCUGAAUCCGACAAAAUAACUCUCGAAGUCGCCAAGUUGCUCAAGGACGAUUUCUUGCAACAAAACAGUUAUUCGCCUUACGAUCGGUUCUGUCCGUUCUACAAAACCGUCGGGAUGUUGCGUAACAUGAUCGCGUUUUACGACAUGGCGAGGCAUGCGGUCGAAUCGACAGCUCAAUCGGACAACAAAAUAACCUGGAACGUAAUUCGCGACAGCAUGGGCAACAUUAUUUAUCAAUUGAGCUCGAUGAAAUUCAAGGAUCCUGUGAAGGACGGCGAGGCCAAAAUCCGAGCGGACUUUGAUCAGUUGUUGGACGACAUUCAGCUGGCGUUCAGGAGCCUCGAGGACUAAGAGGCUCCUCAAAUUCGUGCCUCGAUCAAGAAGCGAUUAAAUCGUGAAUGUUCGAAGUUCCCAAAAGUCUAAUUGUGGGAUUGUUCCAUUAAUAUUUCAACAUAAUUGAGAGAGGGGAGAAAAGAGACGAGAGAGGCGGAGAAAUUGGUGGAUUUGCGAGAAACGUUGAAAAAAGCAGCUCUUCGUCUUUCGCAUUUUUCUUACAAACAUAAAUUCAAAAUAAUCUGCCCAAGGGGACGUUGACCGUCGGAGAUUUUGAUGUCCUGGAAAGAUUCUCCAGCUUGAAAAACAAAAACACAAGAAUCCCGAAGAAAAAUAUGAAAAAUUGUAAAUAACUGAAGGCGUUGCACGCAGUUUAUUAUUAUUUUUUGUUUAAAAAAAAACACGAAGAGCUGCGAGUGCGAAAGCCUCGCUGGGAUCGAGACAAUAAAAAUAGGGACGAGUGUCCGAGUAUUUCGUCUCCGAAGCAAAAAAAUCCAUUUCCCAAUCACCGUAAACGUCGUUUUGGCACAACAAAUUUUUCAAAGUCAAAUUCUAUAUCGUUGAGCAGGGGGAAAGAGAAGAAAAAGUGAAGGUCGAAGGGCGCUAAAAAACUUUGACGUUUUAAUCCACGCCCAAAUUCUCUUGAAUUCCAAUAAAAUUGCAAUUUAGCAAGAAAAUAAUAAAUUGCAAAAAUGUCCUGAAGAAUUUAAAAAUACGAAAACGAAUUUCUUAAACUUCGCUGUCGAUUCCAAGUGCUGAAAAAACCAUCGAGAAAAUAAGAAAGUACUUUAUUUUCAAAUCUGCCGAAAUGAAUCCCCAUGAACGACAGCAUUCUUACGAGCAAAAUUGAUUCUAAAUUCAUUUUUAAAUAUGGAAAUCAUGAAGUAUUAGCUAUUGUAUCAUAAUAUAUGUUAAAGUGAUAGAGAGUUAAAUAUAGGCCGUUAAAUAGAUACUAAAAUACUAUGUUUGUGUAAGAAUCGAGAUAAAAAUGGCGUUGAAAGGCUAAACUUUAAUCCAAGAAUUUAAAGCUAAAUUCGAGGAAGUGCUUAGGCUUGUUAAAUGAGGUGCUGGGUGGUCAUAUGCUCGGGCUCGAGCAUAUCGAAGGAAGCUUCGCGAGGUCCAGCUCGUUUCCAGCAGCUCCAGUAUCAUUUCCAUUGUACGAUAUGUAAAAAACAUUAAAAACGAAAUAAAUAAAUAUAUGCACAAAAAGGGAAUAAGGAA